AUGAAAUUCACCGUCUCUCGACCUCCAGGCUAUGUCCUGUCAGCCAUCGCCAUUUCGCUCGGAGGCUUCUUGAACGGUGUCGGUGCUGUGACUGAGAUGCCUUUCUUUGCAUCCAGCAUUGGCGAACUCACAUCCUUCCUUCGCGGAUUUACUGUCUCGUUGAUCAUGCUCACUGGUGCCUUUCCUUCGUUCUUUGCCGGACAACUUGCCGAUCGCUUUGGAAGAUUGGCAAUUGUUGCAGUAGGUGCGCUGGUGUUUGCAAUCGGUGCUGCGUUGGAAGGAGGUGCCAACAAACUCGGCAUGUUCCUUGCGGGCAGAGCACUAUGUGGUAUAGGCGAAGGCUUAUGGCUGAGCAACGUCACAGUGUGA
This is a messenger RNA of Aureobasidium uvarum, 369 nucleotides long. The record is from the annotation of a GenBank genome assembly. NCBI's taxonomy places the organism in Eukaryota, Fungi, Ascomycota, Dothideomycetes, Dothideales, Saccotheciaceae.